Molecule: messenger RNA, 2637 nt
Organism: Glycine soja
Lineage: Eukaryota; Viridiplantae; Streptophyta; Magnoliopsida; Fabales; Fabaceae
Product: pentatricopeptide repeat-containing protein At1g02060, chloroplastic
Exons: 3
Coding region: 32-2236 (734 amino acids)
Molecular function (GO): protein binding
Source: RefSeq, a predicted model, not a curated record
GUAGGCACUGUACUGAGUUCACAGCUUCAGCAUGGUUUCUCUCAGUCUCUCCUCACACCAACUGUCUUCAAAUCAGCGUUUCAUUCCCAUCUCCAUCUUCAAUUCCCACCUUAGGUUCAGGUACUUUUGCUCCGACCCCCAAGAACAACCCCAAAACGCAAGACCCAGAUCAAGAAACGCAAGCAAAACCGCCAAAACCAUCGCCAAUCUCAUCAAUUCCAAACCUUUUUCAAAUGGGUUGCUCUCUUCUCUCCUAAGCACUAUCUCCAAAACCACUGUUCUCCGAACACUUCGUCUCAUCAAAGACCCUUCCAAGGCCCUUCGCUUCUUCAAAUGGACCCAGCAAAAGGGUUUCUCCCACACCCCCGAAUCCUACUUCAUCAUGCUAGAAAUCCUUGGUCGCGAGAGGAACCUCAAUGUGGCCAGAAACUUCCUCUUUUCCAUUGAGAAACACUCCAAGGGAACGGUCAAGCUCGAGGACAGGUUCUUCAAUAGCCUCAUUCGGAGUUAUGCUGAAGCCGGCCUCUUCAAAGAGUCCAUGAAGCUUUUUCAGACCAUGAAAUCCAUUGCCGUGUCCCCCUCUGUGGUUACCUUCAACAGUCUGUUGUCAAUUUUGCUUAAAAGGGGUCGCACCAAUAUGGCCAAGGAGGUGUAUGAUGAAAUGCUUGGCACGUAUGGUGUUUCUCCGGACACUUGUACUUACAAUGUUUUGAUCAGAGGGUUUUGCAAGAACUCCAUGGUUGAUGAAGGGUUUCGUUUUUUUAGAGAGAUGGAGAGUUUUAAUUGCGAUGCGGAUGUUGUUACGUAUAACACACUUGUUGAUGGUUUGUGUAGAGCGGGGAAGGUUAGAAUUGCUCGGAAUUUGGUGAAUGGUAUGGGCAAGAAAUGUGAGGGUUUGAAUCCUAAUGUUGUUACUUAUACGACUUUGAUUCGUGGGUAUUGUAUGAAGCAGGAAGUUGAGGAGGCAUUGGUUGUUCUUGAAGAGAUGACUAGCCGGGGCCUUAAGCCGAACAUGAUUACCUAUAAUACUUUGGUAAAAGGGCUUUGUGAGGCACACAAGUUGGACAAGAUGAAAGAUGUUUUGGAACGAAUGAAAAGCGAUGGAGGGUUCAGCCCAGAUACGUUUACUUUUAAUACCAUUAUUCAUUUGCAUUGUUGUGCAGGAAACCUGGAUGAAGCAUUGAAGGUGUUUGAAAGCAUGAAAAAAUUUCGGAUCCCUGCGGAUUCAGCCUCGUACAGCACUCUGAUACGGAGUUUGUGUCAGAAAGGGGACUAUGAUAUGGCAGAGCAGCUGUUUGAUGAGUUAUUUGAAAAGGAAAUCUUGUUAAGCAAAUUUGGCUCUAAGCCGCUUGCAGCCUCUUAUAAUCCUAUAUUUGAGUCUUUGUGUGAACAUGGGAAGACUAAGAAGGCUGAGAGGGUGAUUAGACAGCUAAUGAAAAGGGGUACACAAGAUCCCCAAUCAUACACGACAGUGAUUAUGGGGCAUUGUAAAGAAGGUGCAUACGAAAGUGGAUAUGAGCUUUUGAUGUGGAUGCUAAGAAGAGACUUUCUUCCAGAUAUUGAGAUAUAUGAUUAUUUGAUUGAUGGUUUUCUUCAGAAGGAUAAGCCUCUGCUUGCAAAGGAGACACUAGAGAAAAUGCUCAAGAGCUCCUAUCAACCUAAAACAUCUACCUGGCAUUCUGUUCUGGCAAAACUUUUGGAAAAGGGUUGUGCUCAUGAGUCUUCCUGUGUUAUUGUUAUGAUGCUGGAGAAAAACGUUAGACAGAAUAUAAACCUAUCAACUGAGAGUUUACAGCUACUUUUUGGACGUGGACAACAUGAAAGAGCAUUUGAGAUUAUUAAUUUGCUUUAUAAGAAUGGGUACUAUGUUAAAAUAGAAGAAGUGGCUCAAUUUCUCCUUAAAAGAGGAAAGCUGUCAGAAGCAUGCAAAUUGUUGCUUUUUAGUUUGGAAAAUCACCAGAAUGUUGAUAUUGAUUUGUGUAAUGCAACUAUUUUGAAUCUUUGUAAAAUUAACAAGGUUUCAGAAGCAUUUAGUUUAUGCCAUGAAUUAGUGGAGAACGGUUUACAUCAGAAAUUGACAUGUCUAGAUGAUCUGAUAGCUGCUUUAGAGGAAGGGGGAAAAAGAGAGGAAGCUGCAUUUAUAUCAAAGAGAUUGCCAAGACUGGAUAACUUGAAUGGAUCUAUGCCGAAUCAUAGCACUAAGAAGUUCAGGCCUAUUAAAGCAUUAGGAAGCUAGAAUGUCAUGAAAAGAGGUAAGGGACCCAUCAACUGCUGCAAUCAGGAUCUGAGUCAAUGUAGAUCGGGGAAGCUCUUGUUCAGAAUUAGACGAGCUCUAUGUCUAAAUGGUGACUUAACUGGGAUUAUUCUUUAAAUCUUCUGUUUCCUAGACUAUCAUCAAAGGCUAAUUAAAUAUUAAAUAUUAGUAAAUGGUGACUCAAUUUGGAACAAUUCCUAAAACAUUUAUGUAUCUUUUAGUGAUUGAAUACAUGCAUGUUUUUUUAACCAGUGCUAUGAAAGAAUUAGAGAGAUUCCAUGGUAAUCCAUCACAAUUACUUUCACCUCACUAGAUUGAACUAAAGGUCCCAUUCUCCUUGACAAGUAAGGCAAAGACAUGGCUCCAAUCACAUCCCAAAAAAA